Messenger RNA from Plasmodium adleri (nom. inval.), 300 nucleotides. RefSeq names its product conserved Plasmodium protein, unknown function. The record is from RefSeq and is a predicted model, not a curated record. The transcript has 2 exons. Lineage: Eukaryota; Apicomplexa; Aconoidasida; Haemosporida; Plasmodiidae. Bases 1 to 300 code for a protein of 99 amino acids.
AUGUUUAGCGAAAGUGAUAAUCAAAUAAAUAUUCAGACUUUACUCAGCCGAGGUACAGAAAUGCCAAAUUUAUUGGAUCCCUCUGAUACUGAUAAUAAUACAUUAAAUUUACAUAUAGCUGGAUUUAUGAUUAUAUAUAUAUAUUUGUUAAUAUUACUUAGUGCUUUGGUUACCCCUGCAGUAGGCCAUGCAAUAUCAAAUAAGGAUUUUCGAAAUUCAUCUACUAAGGCACUGGACAAUGAUAAUGAUGAAAUAAAAGAAACAGAAGCCGAUUCAUUUCAAGAUAUUGAAUGUGACUAA